UAGAGCGGCGGCCGGAGCGGCGGCCGCGGUGGCAGGAGUGGGGGCGGCCGCUGCAGCCCGGAGCCCCAUGGUGCGGGGCCGCGGCCAGGCCGCAGGAAGAGCCCAAGGCCCGGGCUGCCCCAGCUGACCGUGCGGGUCCGUACGGCCCGGAGCCGCCGCAGCCCGGCGGGCCCUCCAGGGCGCAGGCCGGCCCGCCAUGGGGUCCCUGUUCCGGAGCGAGACCAUGUGCCUGGCGCAGCUCUUCCUGCAGUCCGGCACGGCCUACGAGUGCCUCAGCGCCCUGGGGGAGAAGGGCCUGGUCCAGUUCCGAGACCUCAACCAGAAUGUAAGUUCUUUCCAAAGAAAAUUUGUUGGUGAGGUGAAGAGGUGCGAAGAGCUAGAGCGAAUUUUGGUGUAUUUGGUGCAGGAAAUUAAUAGAGCUGAUAUUCCCCUUCCUGAGGGAGAGGCCAGUCCUCCUGCGCCACCUCUUAAACAGGUUCUAGAAAUGCAGGAGCAGUUGCAGAAGCUCGAGGUUGAACUAAGAGAAGUCACUAAGAACAAGGAGAAACUGAGGAAAAAUCUGCUGGAACUGAUUGAGUAUACUCACAUGCUGAGGGUGACAAAAACCUUUGUGAAACGAAAUGUUGAGUUUGAACCCACUUAUGAAGAAUUCCCUGCCUUAGAGAAUGAUUCUUUGUUGGACUACAGCUGUAUGCAGAGGCUGGGAGCAAAACUGGGGUUUGUGUCUGGCCUAAUUAAUCAAGGAAAAGUUGAAGCAUUUGAAAAAAUGUUGUGGAGGGUCUGCAAAGGGUACACCAUUGUGACCUAUGCAGAACUGGAUGAGUCCCUUGAAGACCCUGAAACAGGGGAAGUCAUAAAAUGGUAUGUGUUUUUAAUAUCCUUUUGGGGAGAGCAGAUUGGCCACAAGGUUAAGAAGAUAUGUGAUUGUUACCACUGCCAUGUCUACCCAUAUCCAAAUACGGCUGAGGAGCGAAGAGAGAUUCAGGAGGGACUAAAUACUCGGAUUCAAGAUCUUUAUACUGUGCUUCACAAAACUGAGGAUUACCUAAGGCAAGUGCUCUGUAAGGCUGCUGAGACGGUCUACAGCCGCGUCAUCCAGGUGAGGAAGAUGAAGGCUAUUUACCACAUGCUGAACAUGUGCAGCUUUGACGUGACCAACAAGUGCCUCAUUGCCGAGGUCUGGUGUCCUGAGGCUGACCUGCAUGACCUGCGCCAUGCGUUGGAGGAAGGCUCGAGAGAGAGUGGUUCUACAAUCCCCUCAUUUAUGAACACAAUCCCAACAAAAGAAACACCUCCCACUCUCAUCCGCACCAACAAGUUCACUGAGGGAUUUCAGAACAUCGUGGAUGCCUAUGGAGUUGGCAGCUACAGAGAAGUGAAUCCAGCUCUCUUCACCAUCAUCACUUUCCCAUUUUUAUUUGCUGUGAUGUUUGGAGACUUUGGACAUGGCUUUGUGAUGUUCUUAUUUGCCCUCUUGCUGGUGUUAAAUGAAAAUCAUCCCAGACUAAAGCAGUCACAGGAGAUCAUGAGAAUGUUUUUUAAUGGUCGAUACAUUCUCUUGCUGAUGGGACUGUUCUCAGUAUACACAGGCCUCAUCUACAACGACUGCUUUUCAAAGUCAGUCAACCUUUUUGGCUCUGGGUGGAAUGUCUCUGCCAUGUACAGCUCCAGUCACGCUCUGCAGGAACAUAAGAAGAUGGUACUUUGGAACGACAGUGUCGUGAGGCACAGCAGGGUUUUGCAGUUGGAUCCGAGUGUUCCUGGAGUGUUCCAAGGCCCUUAUCCUCUUGGCAUUGACCCUAUUUGGAACUUGGCCACAAAUCGCCUCACUUUUCUAAACUCUUUCAAAAUGAAAAUGUCUGUGAUUUUAGGAAUUAUUCACAUGACCUUUGGAGUCAUUCUGGGAAUAUUUAACCACUUGCACUUCAGGAAGAAGUUCAAUAUUUAUUUGGUUUCCAUCCCAGAACUUCUCUUCAUGCUCUGCAUCUUUGGAUACCUUAUAUUUAUGAUUGUUUAUAAGUGGCUGGUUUUUUCAGCAGAAUCCUCCAGAGUUGCUCCUAGCAUUCUGAUUGAAUUUAUCAACAUGUUUUUAUUCCCAGCUAGUGAGACAAAUGGUCUUUAUCGAGGGCAGGAGCAUGUCCAGAGAGUGUUGCUAGUUGUCACAGCUUUGUCUGUCCCCAUCCUCUUCUUGGGAAAACCACUCUUUUUGCUGUGGCUGCACAACGGGCGCAGUUGCUUUGGAGUAAGCCGGAGUGGCUACACACUUGUCAGGAAAGACAGUGAGGAAGAGGUUUCUUUGCUGGGAAGCCAAGAUAUAGAAGAGGGAAAUAACCAGAUGGAAGAUGGAUGCAGAGAAGUGACAUGUGAAGAGUUUAAUUUUGGAGAAAUAUUAAUGACCCAAGUAAUUCACUCCAUUGAGUACUGUCUUGGAUGCAUCUCCAACACCGCUUCAUACCUGAGGCUCUGGGCGCUCAGUCUGGCUCAUGCACAGUUAUCCGAUGUCCUGUGGGCCAUGUUGAUGCGAGUGGGCCUUCGUGUGGACAGGACAUACGGGGUCUUGCUGCUGCUCCCGGUUAUUGCGCUUUUUGCAGUUCUGACAGUUUUCAUCCUUUUGAUCAUGGAAGGGCUUUCUGCAUUUCUUCAUGCCAUACGCCUCCAUUGGGUAGAAUUUCAGAACAAAUUCUACGUUGGUGCCGGCACCAAAUUUGUUCCUUUUUCAUUCCGUCUACUUUCAUCAAAGUUCAAUAAUGAUGACAGUGUGGCAUGAUCAUGUUGCUGUAACCAACAAGCUUUCAGAUAUAUGGAGAAUUAUCAUGUUAUAGAAUUUCACUUGUGUCAGAUUUAUGAUAGGAAAAAUUCUGUCUUCAUCGAUUGCCUUAUGAUAUAGCCAAAUAAUUUUGUAAGAUAUACCUCUUCCUCAUAUAUUAAAUAUUUUGUAAAGUUUACCAAUUUCAGAUAUAUAAAGUUCUUUUGGUUUUUAUG
Molecule: messenger RNA, 2982 nt
Organism: Cynocephalus volans (Philippine flying lemur)
Lineage: Eukaryota; Metazoa; Chordata; Mammalia; Dermoptera; Cynocephalidae
Gene: ATP6V0A2
Product: ATPase H+ transporting V0 subunit a2
Exons: 20
Coding region: 197-2767 (856 amino acids)
Biological process (GO): proton transmembrane transport; vacuolar acidification
Cellular component (GO): plasma membrane; vacuolar proton-transporting V-type ATPase complex; vacuolar proton-transporting V-type ATPase, V0 domain
Molecular function (GO): ATPase binding; proton-transporting ATPase activity, rotational mechanism
Source: RefSeq, a predicted model, not a curated record